Molecule: messenger RNA, 1224 nt
Organism: Gymnodraco acuticeps
Lineage: Eukaryota; Metazoa; Chordata; Actinopteri; Perciformes; Bathydraconidae
Product: troponin T, cardiac muscle-like
Exons: 4
Coding region: 298-837 (179 amino acids)
Source: RefSeq, a predicted model, not a curated record
AUUUUUUCCGGUCGUGUAUUUUCAAAUUUUAGCGAUCUCGAGCCGGUUUCUCAAACUUACAUACCCUACCUAUUCACCCAUUAGGAUAAGCAUUUCCACCUGUCACCUGUCUGCAAUCAAGCUCUCUCACCUGAUUUGAAUUAUCAACUAAUUACAACCUACGAUCAGGAUCCUCACAUGACAGGAAAGCUCAGUCCUCAGCCACAUGGAACAAAAUGUGAGUUCAAAGUCACUUUUUACAUUCAUUUAUGGAAAGGUGUUCUGGUAAUUCUGCUGUGUUCUUAACAAAAACUAUAAAUGGGGGGACAGAGGCCACGUUUGGAGACCAUAGAGGAAGAUUCAUGGCAGGAAGAUGAAACCGAAGGAAGCAAAAGUGGAGAAGAAGAGGAGGAUUUCCAAAUUCAAGUGGACACAAAAGAGGUGAUGGUAGAUGAAGAGAGCGAAGAAGAUGAAGAUGAACUGAGGGUUCAGAGACCUAGGCGACUGUCUGGUUCCCUCCGCCAAGCAAGUUAUCUCCAAAACCAAUCUACCAACAAGGAUCCGGAGGAAAUGGAGAAUUCCUCUGAUUUAGAUCGGAGCACACAAGCCCUGGAUUUAUGUGAUGAAGCUACAACACAACAGCCAAAAAGGUUCCUAAAUCAGAAGUGGUCCAUGAGCAAGUUGUUGAGAAUAGAGGUAUCCAAGGUUAAAUGGCCAAAACACACACCACCUAAACAGUCAGUGCAAAUGAAGAGAACUAGGAAGAGAGUCAAGAAGAAGCAGGGGUUUCCUAAGUGGCUGGUGGACUUGAUGAUCAACAUUGAAGAGGCAACCACCCACCAGCUGGUGGUCGAGUAACGCUCACAGUCACACUUUCAUUUUUGUUAUUAUCAAAAAAUGUGUUUUAAAGGUAAAAAUAAUUUGGCAUACUAACAAGCGUUGGACAUCAUGUUUCUGCAUGAUGAUGAGAAACGUGUUAUUUUUUAGUCAAAAUCAUAUUUUGUUCUUGAGUUGUAUGGCUCUCUUUUUUUGAUUACCUCUUUGGCAAGUGUGUCUCUAGUUAUAUUUACUUUAUUAAAAUGAUGUUUCAUGAUGUAGAAACAGCAAACUAACUACCAGUCAUUUUGAUAUCUGCACACAUCACAUUUGAGAACGGCUGUCACCCAAUUUAAGUAAAAGAUACAAAAAAUUGUGUUUUUAAAAAACAAAACAAAAUGUAAAAACACUCCUGCAUUAAAAUGUCUA